Molecule: messenger RNA, 3574 nt
Organism: Urocitellus parryii (Arctic ground squirrel)
Lineage: Eukaryota; Metazoa; Chordata; Mammalia; Rodentia; Sciuridae
Gene: Syngr1
Product: synaptogyrin 1
Cellular component (GO): neuromuscular junction; synaptic vesicle membrane
Source: RefSeq, a predicted model, not a curated record
GCACGCGCACGGGCCGGCGGCGCGCGCCGAGCGGGGGGCGCCGCGCGGUGCAGCCACGAUGGAAGGGGGUGCGUACGGAGCGGGCAAAGCCGGGGGCGCCUUCGACCCCCACACCCUGGUCCGGCAGCCGCACACCAUCCUGCGCGUCGUGUCUUGGGUGUUCUCCAUCGUGGUGUUCGGCUCCAUCGUGAACGAGGGCUACCUCAACAGCCCSGCGGAGGGCGAGGAGUUCUGCAUCUACAACCGCAACGCCAGCGCCUGCAGCUACGGCGUGGCGGUGGGCGUGCUGGCCUUCCUCACCUGCCUGCUCUACCUGGCCCUGGACGUCUACUUCCCCCAGAUCAGCAGCGUCAAGGACCGCAAGAAGGCUGUCCUGUCCGACAUCGGCGUCUCGGCCUUCUGGGCCUUCCUCUGGUUUGUGGGCUUCUGCUACCUGGCCAACCAGUGGCAGGUCUCCAAGCCCAAGGACAACCCACUGAACGAGGGUACGGACGCCGCCAGGGCCGCCAUCGCCUUCUCCUUCUUCUCCAUCUUCACCUGGGACUACAUGGACCCCAGCCAGGACUCCAGCAUGCCUUACGCCCCCUACGUGGAGCCCAGCACCGGSCCGGACCCCGCCGGCAUGGGUGGCACCUACCAGCAGCCGGCCAACGCCUUUGACACUGAGCCCCAGGGCUACCAGUCGCAGGGCUACUGAGCCGCAGUGACCGCCUGCCCCACCCUCGCGUGUCCUGCCCCMGCCCUCUGCCCUGCUCUCCGCCCCACGCCCUCCCCUCCCAGGCUGCCCUGCCCAGCACCCCGCAGCCUCCAGGUGUUCCACUGAGGUCCUGGAAGCUCUGGAGGGGUGGGAGCAGCCAGGUGUUGGGUUCUCUCUGCCUGAGUGUGCAAGUGUGUCCAGGGCAUGUGCCCAGCAGGGACUGGGGACAGGGGUGAGGUGCAUUCAUUCAUUGCGUCCUCAAGUGCUUGUUGAGCGCCUGCUGUGUGCCAGGCCUGUGCUCAGCACAUGUGGGGAAGAGGCAGAGAUGGUCCCUGUCAAGGGCUGGGUGAGAUGUGGAGGGAGCCCUGUUAGCACCAAGGCAGGGCUGGGGUGAUGCCCGGAGGUCUGGUGGCACGGGGCUCAGGCUGUCACCCCCCAGAACCUGUCCACACACCCGACCUGCUAGGAUUGGCAGGUUGAGGAAGCUGAGGCCUGGGAAGGUCAAGGUCGCUUGCCCAGGUGGCUCAGGAGGCUGGCAGUGAAGRCAGGGCUGGGCAGGCAGCCCCUAGGCUGGUGCCUGCCCGCUCUUCCUGCCCUACCCGCUCCCCCAUCACGAGCCUGGCUCCGUGGUGUCCUCGUCCUGGGGCCAUGGGCGCCUCAGCCCCGAGACACCACGAUCCUGCUGCAAGCUAGGGGCCUGCUCCUGUGGGUGCCCACCCUUGGCCUUGGCCUUCUCCAGGGGUGCUCACCCUGCUCGCCCAUGACCCCGUGCUUCCUGCUCUGUGUCCUGCAGGGAGCUCUAGCAACUCCCUCUUGGUCUCCCAAACGACUGGCUCCCCAGGUCCCUGCCCAGAGCUGGUGGGUAAGAAGGCCAGGUGGGGGGCAGGGCUGGCCCAAGGUCCCAAAGAGCCGGUGGAGCUGAGCUGGGUUUGCUGCCUGGGUUUCUUGACCCCAGUCACCCAGCAGGUGCCUGAUACCCUGCCUGAUCUGGGACACUCAUCCUCCUCUCGCUGGGGUCAGCCAGAGAUUCUGGCUGGAGCAAGCCUGGACAUGGGGCAUCUUUCCCUGGCCUUCCAGAGGCCUGCUGUGGGAGGCAGUGCAAAGCCCCCAAGGGGACCCAGGGAGGGCGGCUGGUGCAGAGUGGCUCAGGGUGACUGGGCUGCAGCGGGUAGGGCCUCGGCGACCCCUAAGACACAGGCAUGGGUGGGGCYUGUGGGCAUAGCGGGCCCUUCUGGGCUAGGCAGGGAAGGCUCUUGCAUAAGGUUCCUCCACCCUGAGCUGCAAGUGACAGGGAGGCUGCAUGUCUGUGCCGUCCGUCCUCCUGCACCUCUCUGCCCGGUGCACACGAGCCAGUACCUCAGGCAGCAGGGCAGAGGGGAUUGUGGGUUGGCCACAGGGAUGGGGCGAGAGAGCCCUCGCCCCCUGACCCCUUCGCCCCUUGCCUUGUUCACUCUCAGCAGCCAGUUGUCAGGUUCCUGUGCUGGGGACAUGGAGGGUGUGCAUGGUCCCUGCCCCUGCCCUCAGAGCUUAUGGUCCAUUGGGAAGACAAGCACCAGCCAGAAAAGGUACAAAGAGCCCGUUGAGGGUGGGAGGCGUGGGGCAAACCCCGUGAGCCCAAGGCUCCCCUGAGCAAGGGUCCUGAGGUGGGCCAGGAACGGGGAAGGAGCAGCACUGUCCCCCUGAACAGAAGGGACGCUCCGUGAGCACAGGCGAGCUAGCAGUGGCUGUGGAUAGAACUGGGGUCUGUCCAGGCCCCCAAGGGCAGUGGGGUGGCAGAGGGCCUGAGGCAGCUGGACAGCAGCUGGGUUCCAUGUGAAAAUGAGACAGAGGGUGACAGAUGUUCCAGGGUAGGAUUUGGACGGGACACGCCCCUGAGUGCUGCUGGAGGCCUCAUCGCCCUUCUGCUGUCUGCGCACAGCCCCUUGGGGCCCUGAGCCCGAGGCCCCUGGCAUCUCGAAUCCCCUCGGCCUCCCCCAAUGCCCUCUGCUUUCCUUUUUUCCAAAUUUUCCUUGGAGAAGUGCCCCACACCCCGCCCUCAGCCCAACCGUGCAGGGUUUGGACUCCCCCUUCCCCAUCAAGCACAAGAGGCCCCGGAAAUGGGUUCCACAGUGUGGAGCUGCAAGGACCCUUAGAAAGGCUCCAGUCUGGACAGGAAGGCAGUAAUCUGUCCAAGGUCAAGCACAGAACAAGAGGUGGGGAGCCCUCUCUUCUGCCUCCUGAGUUGACAUGAUCCUGUGCAAUCGGCCGUCAGGCCUGGGUGGCUCCUCRUCCACCUGGAGGUGUGAUAAUGGAGGGGCUAAUUCCCAGGGGCCUGCAUCGGCUUCCCCUCUCCCUCCUUCCCUGGUGAAUCUCGAUCUCAAAGACUCUUGAGGGCCCCAGGUUCUUCSUAGGUACCAAGAGCUCCCACUUGUUACCCCUGGGGGCCGCUAGCCCUGGCCCAAGGCUCCUUUGAUUCUCUAAGGAGCAUGAAGGGGGACCGCCCCCCAGACUUUAUGGAGGAUGGAUUGGUCCAGCCACCUCCCAGCGCUGCCCCUGACCUGACACUCCCAGCCCCUGGUGCCCACAGCCCUUGUCUGGGUGCCCUGGCCCUUCCCGCAGCGGUACUGCCUGURUAUAGUAUAAAUAUAUAUAUUUUCUAUAUAUAAGAUGUAUAAUAUAAGGCUCCACAAAUAUAUCUAUGUGUGUGUGUGCGUGCACGCGCACGUGUGGUGAAGGGUGGUCCCCAUCCUGGGCCCCCAUCUAGACCCCCCACCACCUGGUCAAGUCUCUCAAGAGUGAAUCCAGUGGCCCUGUGGCACCCUCCUUUAUGACAUCUGUCCAUUUGUGGUGAACCAAGUGAAGGUGGUGACUUCUGGUGACAUAGUAAUAAAGUGAAGA